Messenger RNA from Acanthoscelides obtectus, 425 nucleotides. The record is from the annotation of a GenBank genome assembly. Lineage: Eukaryota; Metazoa; Arthropoda; Insecta; Coleoptera; Chrysomelidae.
GACAAAAUGGAUAAUUCAAUAUGACUACGGAUGUAGACGACGAUACCAUGGCAUCUGGUCAAGUUGGCUAUUGCUCAGAGGAGUUUCAUGAUCUUGAUAUUUGUCAGGAUCCAAGAGAAUAUCGAUGUACUGCUGCAGGAUUAGAAGCUGUUUCCAGAGGAAGUGGACAGACGAUUCGUGAUGGCCAGCAAGAAGUUGCAGCAAAACCUUCAAAACAAAUGAAUAUCAAAAGAACAUUAGCUCACCUGAAGUUGGAAGUUCCUCAUGACUUUAACAUUUGAGCUACUAAUGUGCUUUUUUGUCCAACUUUUACCCUCUGCCAGGCACCCCAGUCUUUUAAUCAGUGGUGGGUCUAACAUUUCCAUGACAUGAAGGAAAAACUCUAGAAUGGGUCUCUGAAGAGCCAAGCACAGUGCUGAAGGGGU